Bombus terrestris (buff-tailed bumblebee) is the source of this 1071-nucleotide messenger RNA. Its product is annotated as farnesol dehydrogenase. The coding region runs from base 97 to 864 and encodes 255 amino acids. The record is from RefSeq and is a predicted model, not a curated record. NCBI's taxonomy places the organism in Eukaryota, Metazoa, Arthropoda, Insecta, Hymenoptera, Apidae. The transcript is spliced from 5 exons.
GCCUCAAGUGGCCGCGAUUGGUAGGGGCAAGAGCUCGAAAACUCUUUUUAAACUACAACGGAAUACUUUCACGCGUAGUGACUUUGUAGCACGGCAAUGCGAAUAAUGAAUCGCUGGAUUGGAAAAGUAGCAGUUGUGACUGGCUCGAGCGGAGGAAUCGGUCUCGCUAUAUCGAAAGCUCUGGCUAGCCAUGGCAUUAAAGUAGUUGGUUUAGCAAGAAGAAUAGACAAGCUUCACGAAGCUGCCGCAGAAAUUGGAAAGGAUAAAUUUUUUCCGAUCGAGUGCGAUGUAACGAAAGAAGAAGAUAUCCUUAAGGUGUUCAAAUGGAUCGACGAAAAGUUUGGUCGCCUUGAUAUUUUAGUGAAUAAUGCUGGAGUUGUUUGUGUCAAACCUAUCAUCGACUCAAAAACUGAAGAAUAUCGUAAACUCAUUGAUACUAACUUGAUAGCUCCGGCAAUUUUUGCACGAGAAGCAGUGAAGUCUAUGAAAAAAUGCAACGCGUGCGGCCAUGUAAUUAAUAUCUCCAGCGUAGCCGGAUUAUAUCUUGAAUCUAUAGCUAUACCGCUAGGCAUGUACGGUCCUAGUAAAUAUGGCUUAAGAGCUCUAGGGAUAGAACUCCGUCACGAAAUAAACGCGGCUAAGCUAAAUAUCAAAAUCACGAACAUUAGUCCUGGAGCUGUGAUAACGGAUAUGAUAAGAAGUAUUCGUGAUGCAUUACACAUCACUGAUGAUUAUGCCUUAAAAGAUGCGGAUAUCGCCGAAGCAGUGAUCUACACGCUGGGAACGCCGGAAACGGUCGAGAUUCCAGAAAUCACGAUAAUACCACAUGGCACGGGAACUUCGAGUAAUCGACAGCAUAACUGAUCAACAGGGUGUCAUCACUUAGAUGUAGCAACCUGCCGAUUUCAAUAAACAUUACACCUGAUCACAUUAUUACAUCAUUGUACGAUGGCAAUAAAAUCCGUGUGUUACUUCUAUCUUGCCAGUAUCGGGGUAAAUCAAGGGACACCUCGUUAGUUUCGAUAUCGUUUUAAUGUUCUCCAUUUAUAAUAAAUCAUAAAGAAAUGGUCA